UCCAUAACUCCACACCCACUUCGUCCGCGUUGCGUCGCGACGCCCCGCCGCUCGACGUUACCCCCGCGUUUCCACCUGCAUCGGAUCGUCUCAGCGCCGCUCAGUUCUCCCUACCGCUGCGAACGUGUGUCCGCUAAUUAAAUCGCACCUCCGUACAGAAACCGGAACUUCGGACAUCGCCCGCGAUUCGGGGGCGUAACGCAGUUCGGACUACUCCGGCGUAGCGACGAUACCACCGAUAAAGUUCGGUCGGUCCGUUCCGUCGGGUGCUCCGUUUCCAAUUUUCAAAAAAAAAGAAAAAAAAUAAUUAAAAAAAAACAACACUAUUCCAAACCACCCCUUCGGUGAAGGAUAAACCGCGAACUCUUCGAAGUCCGCGGCUCGGCAAUUUCGUCCCGGUUUCUUUCCACUCGGUUUUUCUUUUUUUUUUUGCUUUUCUUUUCACUUUUCCUCUCGAUAAUUCGGUCGACAGUGUUACUGGAAAAUGUGGCGUUUGUGCAGCGGUAGCGGUGGCACUAGCAUUACGGAUUGUCUGUCGCUUUGAAAGACGUGUCCAAGGUCAUGGUCGAGAUAAAACGUCGGUUGUUCGUGCUGCGGCGAUAAGAAACAACGAGUAGCAGCAGCGGGUGUAUAGCCAGUGGGCAGCCCGCCGGUGGCAGUCGGUAGCCGCGCGGUACUUUGGUGACUUGGAUAAUAAAAAAAAAAAACAACAACGAAAAAAAAAGAAAAACAACAAAAAAAAAAAGUUUCCCUCAGCGAAUCUGAAGAGCCGAAUCGAACGACGGAUAAUAACACGAGUUCGGUAACGAUUGAGUGUGUGGCCGGCUUGCAGCCCGCUCGGACGCGACCCUGUUUACUCCAGGUCGAGGUGCUUCGUGGUCAUUGUCAGUGGUGUAACGGAGUAGUUCCAGUGUCGUUUUCCCAGUGCGGUUAUUGCGGUGCGGUGCCCACAAACUCUACGCAUUCGUCGUCGUCGUUAUCGCUCCGACUGCUCGUCGUCCGACGAAAAAAAAAAAAGAGCUUUUUUUACGAAUUUUUUUCAACGAAACGUCAACGAAAAGCUACGUCGGUUGCGGUUCGAGGAAUCGCUUCGUUGGUUUUUUUUUUUUCCCCGCCCCCCGAGAAAAACGUCGCCGUUGACAUGGCGUCGGAGUGGACUAACGUCGGUUGAAUCGACCGAUCCGUUAGCGGCGGUGUAAGGAAAAACGUCUAGAAAAUAAGAAAGCGAACGAUGUUCUCCGUCCAGAGAUCGACUCGAGCUGCGGACCGGUACUUCCGGGUCCUGGUCUUCCCGGUGUCGAAAUCGGCUAAUCCUCAUCCGCCACCCCACGAACACUUUGCAGAUAAUUACGUCCAUUAUCCUGGCGACCGUCGGUUACCUCUUCACUGAAUAAAUUCGAUGAUAUGCGCGCGAGUUUUUUUACUUUGCUUUUCGUUCGUUCGGAUUUUGAUAAUAAAUAAUCGAACGAAGGUUUCUGAAUAAUACAAGGGACGUUCGUGUGCGGUGCGCGUUUUUCGGAGGUCUUCUAAAAUUUGCGGGGUCGAAGCGGAAGAAAUAUUUAAAAAAAAAUUGAUAAACGAGUAAAACGGUGAAAAAAAAACUGACCAAUUUCAUCGCUCCAUCGCCUAGAUCGUCGAGUCUAAAUUACGUGAGUGUGACAAACGAAACGGAAAAAAGAAAAAAAAAAAAAAAAACAGUCGGUACUGUAUUUAAAAAAAAAAAAAAAAAAGCUCUUUCGCGCUUUCAUCGCCUUCGGAUUUUCGAAAGACGAAGCGUUCGCGAAGCGUCCACGAAUAAAACCGGUACGGCGAAUGGCUCUGAUCGCAGGAUCGAAUGAUCUUCCUACCCUCGGUUUCGAACGCGAAGAAUUUCACCCCUGGAACGUACGUCUGAGUCGCAUGAACGAGACGUUGUUCGAGCAACACCGUCGAAUCCCCGGUGUUUCAUCUGCCGCAGACGAUUACGGCCGGACUCCGUUCAGCGGGAAUAUUUCCGGAAGUUGAACUACUCGGAAACGACCCGUUGGGAAAAAAAAGAAAAAAAAAAAACAAAAACAAAAACUAACAAAUUUUCCCCGAAGCUUCGAAGAGGAGACUAUCCAAGCCUGGAGCUGUAUCUGCCGUACGCUCCGCUGCCGGGAGGCGGCGGAAUUCUCCCCGCGGUACCGAGCGGCGUGGGUAGCGGGGGUUGUCGUCCCGUGCUGCUCGGCGGUGUCGAUCUCUCGAUGUCGGCGGCGGUCCAGCAGGUCCAGCAGGGUACGGUGAAUCAUCACCCGGCCCUUCACCCCGUCGGUGUCGGGGGUGGUUUGCCGUUGGUACCGAUCGGAACCGGUCCCCCACCGAUGAUGCCGCGACCUCCUCCUCCUCCCCUCGGCGCCGUUCCCGGUAACCCCGUUGGAUCGUCGUUGCAAGCGACGGGACAUCACGAUGCCAACGAUCUCUCAUCGGACGCCCCACCGAAUCCGGACGUUCUCCUGGCUCUGUUGGCGAGAAAUAAGAAUUUGGAAGAGAAAAAACGAAGCGCUUCGAUCGAAAGGUGUUGUUCAUCUCCGUUCGAGGAGCAAACGUCUAUACCGAAGUGCGGCGGUUGUCAGGAAGCCAUCUUAGACAGGUACAUCCUCAGGGUACUCGAAAGGUGUUGGCACGCGCGUUGUCUCACCUGUCGCGACUGUGGUGCUCGAUUGACCGACAAAUGUUUCGCCAGAAACGGACACGUAUUCUGCAAAGAUGAUUUCUUCAAGUGUGGCAGGCGCUUCGGAACAAAGUGUGCUGGAUGCGGACAGGGGUUGGCACCAUCCCAGGUUGUCCGCAGAGCACAGGAACUUGUCUAUCAUUUGACAUGUUUCUCCUGCGCUUUAUGUUCGCGACAACUCGACACCGGUGAUGAAUUUUAUCUAAUGGAGGACAGAAAACUCGUUUGCAAACCGGACUACGAACAGGCCAAGGCCAAGGAGCUCGCGGACGGCGGCAGUAUAGACGGAGAUCAACCCAACAAACGACCAAGAACAACGAUAACCGCCAAGCAAUUGGAGACGUUGAAAUUAGCGUAUAACAACAGUCCGAAACCCGCACGUCACGUGAGGGAACAACUUUCACAGGAUACGGGAUUGGAUAUGCGCGUGGUCCAAGUUUGGUUUCAAAACAGGAGGGCGAAAGAAAAGAGGCUCAAAAAGGACGCGGGAAGAACAAGGUGGUCUCAAUAUUUCCGUAGUAUGAAAAGUGGGAGCGGCGGAGGUCAUUCACCUCGUCAUGACAAAUUACUCGAUAAGGAUGAACUCAAGGUGGAUUUGGAUUCGAGUUUUAGCCACCACGAUUUGAGUAACGACAGUUACGGGACGGUGGUUAACAUGGGAAUGGACGGCGAUGGGGCGAGUCCCGGGGGUGGAGGUGGCGGAGGUGGAAAUGGACCACCGAGAGGUUAUCUCGGGGGUACAACGCCCCCCUAUCUUUCGGCCUCGAGAUCACCUUCGUUGCCACCCCAAUUUCCUUACCCUCCGGACGCGGGACUCUCCGUCUACACGACGCUCGGUGGACCUGGAGGUAUGGUACCGGGACCGGCGUCGGAUCUGAGCAACGAGUCGUCGGGGGGUGGCGGUGGAGGCGGUGGGGUUGGUUACCCGGAUUUUCCUCCGUCGCCGGAUUCUUGGCUGGGAGAGCCACCCCCGCAUCCCCAUCACCAUCCUCAUUACGCCACAUAACCCUCUAAAAUCGUCGCAACCCCCAAAAUUAUUCCCUGAUGAACUGACAUAUGAUAUAAAAAUAAUAUAAUAUAAUAUAUAUACCACGUGAUACAUAAGAUAAAUAUAUAUAUAUAUAUAUAAGAAUAGUAUAUAUAUUGAUAAAUAAAUUCUCUUAAUAAGUGACAAAGACAAAACCAAAAAUGACUAAACAAAUAAAUGACGAAAGAAUUUUGAACAAAUUAUAUAUGACGAUAAUUCAAAUGACAAUUAUUACGUACAUAGUUACGAGAGAGAGAGGUAUUAGUGUUUGUGAUUCUCACCUCUCUCCAACUUUUUCUUGAAGUUAAAUUUCAUCAAUUUUCAAAUUAAGAAAAAAUAAUGAAAAAUAAUCUCCUCAUGUGGAUUCUGUGUGCAUUUCAUUCGUAAUAAAUAAUGAAAGUGUGUUGCGCGCGUCGGGUAUCG
This is a messenger RNA of Athalia rosae (coleseed sawfly), 4142 nucleotides long. RefSeq names its product LIM/homeobox protein Lhx3 (gene Lim3). The transcript is spliced from 8 exons. Gene Ontology annotation, molecular function: RNA polymerase II transcription regulatory region sequence-specific DNA binding; DNA-binding transcription factor activity, RNA polymerase II-specific. The coding region runs from base 2226 to 3698 and encodes 490 amino acids. Gene Ontology annotation, biological process: neuron differentiation; regulation of transcription by RNA polymerase II. The record is from RefSeq and is a predicted model, not a curated record. Gene Ontology annotation, cellular component: nucleus. Lineage: Eukaryota; Metazoa; Arthropoda; Insecta; Hymenoptera; Athaliidae.